This is a messenger RNA of Didymodactylos carnosus, 1614 nucleotides long. Lineage: Eukaryota; Metazoa; Rotifera; Eurotatoria; Philodinida; Philodinidae. The record is from the annotation of a GenBank genome assembly.
AUGACGAUUGAUGAACAAAUUGAAUGUGAACAAGCAAUUCUUAAUUCAACCGAAUUUCAAGAAAUUGUUAAGAAGUACUAUGGAAUAGAAGACAUGUCAUUGGUUAUGUGUGAUAUCUGGUCUGCGGGAUACUAUGGAGAAGAAGAAGAACGUACACAUCGUCUAGCAAGACCAUUGUGUUUCGUUCGUUCUGACCCAAAAGAUAAUGGAUACACACAUCCCAUCGAAGGUUUACGCCCAGUGGUCGAUUUAAAUGAAAUGAAAGUGAUUCGUAUUGAAGAAUACAACCAUUAUCCGAUACCCUAUGUAACAUGUAAUUAUGCUGCUGACCGUACACCAAACGUCCGUACCGAUAUUCGCCCGUUGGAAAUUGUUCAGCCACAAGGACCCAGUUUUCUUGUUGAUGGAAAUCAAGUAUCAUGGCAGAAAUGGAACUUUGUUAUUGGAUUUAACAUGCGAGAAGGUUUGACAUUGCAUCAUCUUUGUUAUGAUAAACGUUCGAUUCUUUAUCGAGCAUCGUUAACUGAAAUGGUCAUUCCAUAUGCCGAUCCAUCGCCACAACAAGCGCGUAAAAAUGCAUUUGAUUGCGGUGAAUAUGGACUCGGUUGUAGUACAAAUAGUCUUGAACUCGGAUGUGAUUGUUUGGGAUUGAUUAAAUAUUUUGACGGAAAUUUGUGUACGAGUCGUGGGGAACCAUGGAUCAUUAAAAAUGCCGUGUGCAUGCAUGAAGAGGACAAUGGAAUUCUAUGGAAACAUACUGAUCGACGAUUGUGCAUUCCAGAAGUUCGUCGUUCUCGUCGUCUUGUCAUCUCGUCGAUAGCCACGAUUGAAAAUUAUGAAUAUGCAUUUUAUUGGUAUUUGUAUCAAGAUGGGAACAUUCAGUUUGAAGUAAAGAUGACGGGUAUAUUAUCGCUUGGUGCUGUACCACCCGGCAAGAAGUCACCAUACGGCACUCUCGUUGCUCCUGAAUUAAUCGGACCAUAUCAUCAACACUUUUUUAAUGUUCGUCUUGAUCUCGCUAUUGAUGGGAUCAAUAAUACAGCUUAUCAAUUGGAUGUUGUUCCUGAUGAAAUCGGACCUCAAAAUCCGUAUCAUAAUGCAUUUCAAGUAAAAAAAACUCGUCUUGAAACGGAAAAGCAAGCACAAGCGAAUUUAAAUCUGGAAACGUCGAGAACAUGGAAAAUUGUGAAUGAAAAUGUUUUGAAUGGGCUAGAUGAGCCUGUGGGAUACAAAUUAAUUCCCGGUGAUAAUUGUAUUCCAUUUUCUCCUAAAACUGCCUGGUGGCGUAAACGUGCCACAUUCGUUGAUCAUCAUGUAUGGAUAACACCCUAUGCUGAAGAUGAAUGUUUUGGAGCAGGAAUGUACCCGAAUCAGAGUCAGGGCGGUGAUAGUUUAGCGUAUUGGACAGAAAAGGAUCGACAUAUAACAAAUACAGAUUUAGUUCUUUGGUACACCUUUGGUCAUACACACAUUCCACGACCGGAAGAUUACCCCGUGAUGCCAGUGGCUUGUAUUGGAUUUAUGUUGAAGCCUAACGGUUUCUUUGAUUUGAAUCCGGCAAAUGAUCUUCCGAGAUCGAUAAAGAAAGAUGAUCAAGAAAUUUGCUGUCACUAA